Pyrenophora tritici-repentis Pt-1C-BFP is the source of this 519-nucleotide messenger RNA. The record is from RefSeq and is a predicted model, not a curated record. NCBI's taxonomy places the organism in Eukaryota, Fungi, Ascomycota, Dothideomycetes, Pleosporales, Pleosporaceae.
AUGUCAAAAAGCGACGAGGAACGAAGCAAAGCAGAAAUCUGCUCCAAUAUCAUCCAGUUCAAACAUGCUAGAAAUGGUUCUAAUUACCCGAAUCACCAACAAGCGCGUGCGGACCCUAGUCAGAAACUGAAAGAGGUCUUUGGUAUCGACAACAUUUUCACCAACAAGACCAACAACACAAAGCAUUUCGUGGAAAAGGUGGAAAAACUGAUGUGGAAGGCCAUGAAAGCGAACAGUUUUAGGGAUGAUGGAGACUGGCGCGACCUGCAACGCUCAAGAAGCCCUGAAAACAAGCAAGACACAUCUAAGAUGACAGAAGCCGAGCUAGGCAGAGCGAAGGCACCUAUAUGGAGCGACCAGAAAGACCUUUAUGCUGCACUACGCCGAGUGACUGUUAGCAAAAAGAUUUUCGACAUGCUAGGUAUGUUCCCUGAAGAUGUACCCGACGACAAGCCUGGAGACACGACAACACUCGAUCCCACGAAGCCAGACUCCGCAACAAUCAAUCGAUUGACAUGA